Messenger RNA from Porites evermanni, 3676 nucleotides. Lineage: Eukaryota; Metazoa; Cnidaria; Anthozoa; Scleractinia; Poritidae. The record is from the annotation of a GenBank genome assembly.
AUGGCAUUGCAGCCGUUUAGAGACGAGCAAUUAAAUUUCUUCAAGUUCUCGUCGUUAGUGUUAAAUGAAUUUCCAAAAGCUUUACGGCAGACCUUUAAGACCAUGUGGGACAACACCUAUGGAGGUCGCCCUGGUUUCCAGCUCUGGGAUGAUUCAACUGCUGUAAGAAAUUUGUUUGCCACUACAGAGGGGGGCAGGACUAAAGUUGCUAUUCACCAGUCUUACAAAGACUGGGAUUGUACCAACCUGUUCCAGGCUACAAUAUUUGCGAGGUCUUUUGCAUUACCAGCCAGUACAGGAUCCUCCACGCUUAGUGAUUUGUACUUGAAACCCCGUGCCUUACCUCAUGGUAGUUUCCACGCAUGUGUGCUCAGCCCGGGUGGAAACAAUGCGGAGACCUUUACACUUGCUAUAGAUCAGCUUCGUCGUCUUAGAAAUUCACUUUGUCACUCAACAAGUUCUGAGAUGGACAAACUCACCUUUGACCAGCGCGUUAAUUUCGCCAGAGAUGCGUUUCAAGCUCUUGGUGUCUCGACAGCCCCAAUUGACGCCGUUGGUAGUUUGACGGAGUCGGACUUUCCUACAAAUGAAGUUCGUGCAUUGGAAAUGCGACAACGAGACGAGACUCGAGCGUACAUCAAUUUUUUCGAGGAAGCCUUAUUACAAGCAUUAAACACAGGACAUGAAAAGCAGUACAUGUAUAUUGCGAACAAAGAAGACAUAACUAGGUUGGAGAAGAAGUUCGAUGAGUUGAAAGAAGGACUAGAACGUGAUGCUGAAAGUAAAAAUUCAGGUAUCAUUAAAAAGACAUAGAAAACCUAACCGAGACUCAUGUAGAUUGUACUGAGGUGGUCCUUUGAAGUCAUUCAAAGCAUCGAGUUAGUUACAGCGACACUGUAUUAAAUAAUUAUUGAGGGGCUCUAGAAUUUUAUCAGAAACAAGGAAAACCUGCCAAGCAAAACGCUUUGAGUAUUAUCAUAAACGCUUUAGUUUCUAGUAAGCUAUUUUAUUGCUCCUCUGUUUGGAGCAACACCACCCAAUCUAAUCUGGACAAACUCUAAGCUGUACAGAAUUUCGCCUUAAGAAUUGUGAGCGGGGCUGGAAAUUUGAUCAGGUCACUGCCUUGUUAAAGGACUUGCACUGGCUCCCAGUCAAGCACCAGCUAUACUUUCGACUUGCUGUUUUAGUAUUUAAGUACAUGACUGGCGGUGCCUCAGCGUACUUAACAUCAAAGUUAAUAAAAAGAGCGGCCAUUUCGACAAGGACAACCAGGAACUCGGAUGAUGUUGAUAACACCACUCUUCCGCACUGCUAGUGGCCAAAGGUCGUUCGAAUAUAGAGCGACGUCUCUUUGGAAUAAGUUGGAACCAGAGCUCAAGCGAAGCAAAUCCGUUAAAAGUUUUAAGCGUCAACUUAGAAGACUUCUUCUGGACGCCUCCUUUAGUUAGUUAAUUAUUUUUUUGUGUUUUUAGCUUUCUGUGUUUAAUAUUAUUACUGUGACAUUGACUCUGAAAAGCCCUGUGGGGACGAGCCAAUAAACAAUAUAUAUAUUUAUAUGUAUGUGUUUCCAAGCGAGUUUGUUCGCUCUCGUUCCAAAACGUUCGCCACGAACUCGCUUGAAAAGGGCUGCUACGCAGGCUAUUUCCUGUGGAUUUUUCAUGAGAUGGAACAGCCAGUGUGGCAGGCUCGAGCCCCUGAGUUUCUCCUUUCACUAUUUUAAAAAUUUUUAAGAUUUAAAAAAUGUUCAAAAAAACUCGACGUCUUGUCCUGAAUUGACAACGAAAGAAAGGACUUUAUUUAAGAUAAUUCCUGGUUUUGCACUGUAAAUCGCGUGGUGCGCAUAACACUGCGACUUCAAAAGUAGCGUUGAUUUUCACCUGUCGCCUAAAAAGAGGUAACAAAGGCCACUUUUGCAGUGCAAAUGCUGUUAAUAGCAAUUUUAAUAACUCUACCAUUCUCAAAGGUGUUUGUCUUGAAACUCGCCCCAGUCUCCUUCCGCAAAAUGAUUAUUUGAGGCCGAAAUUGUCUCUUUAUUUUCGGUUGGCGAUGAAACGAAAACGGUGACCCACCUUUUUUAUUUGUGUUUUUUACUCGUUGUGGCUCCAAAAAUAUAUACUUUAAGGAGAAAAAAUCUGGAUAGUAGAAGUUGUAUUUUUUUAGAUAUGAAUGACGCGAAUUUAAAGCAACAGAACUAAAGUACGAGAUAAUGUUAAAACUGUCUAUUUCUCUACCUUUUAUCAAGAUCGGGUAAUUUUAGGACACUUAACUGGAAAAAUAUAGCCCAGAAAGACAAACGGGCGUAAGGUUUUAGUAAGGUUCAUAGUUUUUGCGAUAAAAUAAGAAUUUUUGAUGGUUAUUAAAGUUUCGAACAUUUCGAGAGCUAGUAGGGAAAAAACACCCAGAAUUACAGGUUCACAGGGCGAAAACAAGCACCGUGACCAAAUCUUUUUAUUACAGUUUUUCAAUGUCCCAUACAUCACUAACAUUUGUGCCAAGUUUGAAAAAAGAAAGACCCUUAUUUCUGACUUCUACAGCAGAUAAAGCCACUUAUUUAUUUACGUGAGCAUGUGUUUCCCGCUUACUUUUUAUUUGUUUUUUUUUGUUUUGUUUUUUUUGUCUUAAAGGAACGAAGCCAUUUUUCUCAAAUGCCGCUUUACCUUCCGUGGUUCCAAAUUUUACAGGUCGUCAGAGCGAGUGCGAGGAUAUCAUCAGGCACGUGACAUCGGAAUCCACCCGACUGGUGUCGAUCUGCGGUUCACCAGGAUUCGGAAAAACUUCUGUCGCGAUUGCAGUGGGACACGCUGUUCAGUCUCGAGGAAUUCCUGUUUAUUGGAUGUCAUUAAGAGGACUCCAUUCCAAAGCAGAUCUGACUUCAAAGUUUCUUAGUUUUCUGAGGCAACCCAACACACAUACCAAACUGCCCGAUCAUCUUUUAUCCAUUGAUGAUGAGAUUUGCCUACUAUUCAGCGAAAUUUCAAAACCAUCUGUAGUUAUUCUUGACAAUGCAGAUGAUUUGCUAGAAACUGGUUGCCCGAAAAUGAAGGAAGAGGUCACACAACUUUUGGGGGAAAUUCUUAGGCGAAAUCAAAAGGUUACAUUUGUUGUAACCGCAAGAGAGUCUCUUGACUACAUAGACCUUAAUUUUCAAGGCCAUUGGGAGAUAAGAAUAAACCCACUGGAUGACGACUCUGCUCAAACUCUGGUUUCUGAGUUACUUCCAAAUGCAGGCGUUGCAGACUCCACUAAAAUCGCGCACAUCUGUGGACAAGUCCCUUUAGCCAUGAGAUUACUGUGUUCUUUAGUAUCUGAAGAAGAUAGUGCUCAACCGCGCCAUUUUCUAGAUAAUUUCAUGACAUCGUCGACAGGAAGUCUCGUUGAAAUGUUGGACCAUCCAGAUUAUCCAGCUAGGCACCGAUUACAGUUGUUGUUUGACUCUUCUUUCCAGAGACUAACUGCGCAUGAACAAGAAGUACUUGUCUCUUUGAGCAUUCUUCCCGACAAUUUUAGUACAGAGGUGGCUGCGGCUGUUUUAGGUAAGACAGGGACUAUCGAAACAACGAAGAUAUUAGGAAACCUUCGGAGGAAGUCGUUCAUCGAUUCAAGCUCUAAACCGGGCAUAUUUACAAUGCCAAGCUUUUGCAAUCGUUUGUCGUGGAUAAGGGAGAACAAGAGGUGA